Molecule: messenger RNA, 2526 nt
Organism: Symbiodinium sp. CCMP2456
Lineage: Eukaryota; Dinophyceae; Suessiales; Symbiodiniaceae
Source: the annotation of a GenBank genome assembly
AUGGACCAGGCAGAGGUGCAAAGAGCUCAGCUGGUCGGACCUUUGGCUCCUCUGACCGAGCUUGAGGCAGAAUAUGCCGAAAAUCCGGCGUUUCUCGCAAAGGUGAAGAGCUUGGAAGAAAGGUUCUCGAGCUUUCGCAGAACUUCCCCUGACGGCAAUUGCUUCUACCGAGCCUAUCUGUUUGGUAUCUUCGAGCAGUUGGUUGGCAACAAGGAGCGCCAUGCCGCUUUCGCCAGCCACCUGAAGGCGGCACUAGAUUUCUGCAUUGGAGCAGGCUAUGAGAAGGUUGCCAUCGAAGAUUUCUACGAGGAGUUCAUGGCAAGUAUCGAUCGACUUGGCGAUGGCUCUGCUGCAGAGGCUGUUAUGGAGGAGAGCAGUGAUGCUCUUGUUUGUUGGACUCGAGUCCUAACGUCAGCUUCCCUGAAGCAGCGAGCAGAGGCGAAACGGUCGAAACAUGAGAGCAGCCCGCAGACCAACGCGCAUCUUCGUUGGGGCGAUGCGGCGGCAGAAGAGGAAGCUCGUGGGCUACGACAGCCGACCGAGGAUCAGAUUCGUCAGAUGGAAUCCUGGAAGGCCAAGCGCAAUACGGUGAUCCAUACGUUGAGCGACACAGGGCUGGUCUUGAUGCUUUACUACUCGCGAGACCGCGACGAAAUCUUCGUUCGAAUAGCUGCUGAUCCACAGCAUCUUCGGCAGGUUGCAGAGAUGAUUCGGUAUCAACUCGAGUUGAAACCGCAGUACUUGUCGGCAUUUGCGGAUUACAAAAACGACUACGCAGGCAGACGUGACAUGAAUUAUCGUGACCGCUGCGUUGUUUCGCACUUGUACGAGACGCAUGCCGACAAGGAGAAGGAAGGAGACUACCCGCAAAAAGAUGCAAUCUUCCGCACGGUGGAUCGGCUCCGUCUCAUCGAUCACAUCGUGCGCAGUGGUGAUCGAAGCUGUGCUGGCAUUGAUGUUGGGCAGCUGUUGCACGAUGGCGACCUGAUCCAUUACUUCCCGCUGCACGAGCAAGGAAAGCUGCAGGACAUGGACAAAGAUUGGUUCAAGACCUUUGUCAUCGGACGCAACAUCUACAAGGUCCGGGACUAUUUCGGUGAGCGCAUUGCGCUGUACUUCCUUUUCAUGUCUCACUUCAUCAAAUGGAUGGUGAUACCGACUUUAAUCGGCUGCUUCUGCUGUGUGCUCGACCUGUUCAUGGGGACGCCCAACAACUGGACGGCGAUGUUCCUCUGCAUCGGCGUCGGACUCUUCUCAACGACCUUCAUACACUUCUGGCGAAGAAAGUCCAAUCUCUAUGCUCUGAAGUGGGGGACGUUUUCUAUGAAAAAGAAGCCUGAACCAACCAGACCAGAGUUCUAUGGGGUAAGCCGCAUCAACCCCAUCACCAGCAGGGUUGACAGGUUCUACCCUUGGAGCGAACGGAUAUGGAAAGUCCUUUUCAGCUAUUCUGUCAUUAUGGUGUCCCUCAUCGCCCUCUUUUUCGUGGUCGGCAUUCUCAUGGUGCUCCGCCACAUUUUCCACAAGAAUGGUGGUCGAAUCACUUUCCAGGUCAUCAACGCACUGAUCGUGGAGUUGUUGAAUACCCUCUUCACAAGCCUUGCAAACUGGCUGACGGACCGGGAGAAUCAUCGCUCUUACUCAGAACAUGCGAACCACCUAUUGGCCAAGAUGGUGGUUUUCAAGUUCAUCAACUGCUACGUGUCGCUGUACUAUAUUGCCUUCUUGAAGGCACAUUCGUAUCUUUUUGGGAUGCCAAUGACGUGUGUCAACGACGAUUGUCUCAACGACUUGGGCUCACAGCUUGCAAUUUUCAUGAUCAUGAGGCUGACCGUGCAAAACAUGAUCGAACUUGGUGCUCCGUAUGCAGUCAUGUACUACAGGGAGUACACAGAAGGAAACACCUUCAAGACCUCCCUCUUCACGAAUCCGAUGACGAUCAUGCCAGAUCUAUCCAGUCCAGAGAAACAGAGCAAAAAGGAGGAUUACGAUGUGUACCAGGACAUGGAUGAGGUGUUGAUUCUCUACGGCUAUACCGUGCUCUUCGUCGUCGCUUGUCCGUGGAUUCCCCUGAUCACAAUGAUCAGCCUUGUUCUGGAGUGCUUCAUGGAUCAGAAGAAGCUGGUACUUCUUUUUCGCAGGCCUUUCCCAUCACCAGCUUCCAACAACGAGCCCUGGGACACUGCUUUCGAUGUAUUCGGCAUGAUUGCAAUGGCUACGAACACCGCCGUUGUCGUGUUUGCUUCGAACGUCUUCGCCAGCUGGAGUCACCACCACAAGAUCCUGCUGUUUCUGGUCGUGGAGCACUGCAUGAUUGCAUUCAGGAUACUCAUGUCCACGCUUUUCCCGGCUGUUCCCUGGGAGGUGCGGAUGCUGGCCAUGCAGCAGCAGGUCAUGGUCCACAGGCACUUGAAUCUUGGCGGGGAAGAGGAUGACCACGAAACACGAGCGAGUGCGAUGAUGGCAACCGCACAGCCUCCUCCGCUUGUACAUGACGCUGAUGAGGAGGAGUACUGGUACACCUGA